Messenger RNA from Cyprinus carpio (common carp), 1785 nucleotides. RefSeq names its product MAD2L1-binding protein-like. Gene Ontology annotation, biological process: regulation of exit from mitosis. Lineage: Eukaryota; Metazoa; Chordata; Actinopteri; Cypriniformes; Cyprinidae. Gene Ontology annotation, cellular component: nucleus. The record is from RefSeq and is a predicted model, not a curated record.
UUCCGGUUCCCGUGUUUCCCAUGAUGCCGUGCCCGGUGUGCAAAUUCAAAAAGUAGAAAUGGAAGAGGGAUCGAAGAGGAUAGAGUUUGAGCGUGCAAACAUGACUGUCAUCAAACAUUGUAAAACCAACGAAGUUUCUAACAACAGCACAAUUAUUCACACCGACCAGUGUACAUCUCACGAAGAAGAAUCAAAGGUUUCAUCUGAUGGAGAAAAGGAAAGGAACAUUGUGUGCCAGGUCGAUGAUCCUGAAUCCUCCGCUAAAUCUAAGGUGGAAAAUGUGUACCUCCUGGACAACAUUGGUGAGAGUGAGAGAGACAGGGAGUCUUUAACCCCAUCAGAGGACAAAGAAAAUAGAAACAGCUCCACACAUGUAAGAACAGAUCAUGAUGGUUGCCAGCAGAUGGAGGCUUUGGCCAGUUCUUCUGGCAGUCAGAGGGAUUGUGAAUCUAGUGGAGUGUCUGCAGACCACAUUGAUGAUGAGGAAAUAUUCAGGAGAGCAAGAGAAGAGGGACGAGUGAAUGUUGUCUUUCCCGGCCGUAUCACACAGGAAGGUUGCUGUAGAUUUGUUUGUGAGCUUCUGAAGUGUGUUCUUUACCAGCGGCAGCAGAUGCCCAUGACAUAUGACCAAAUGGUGUUCCUCCAGAAACAGCAGCAUAAUGCCACUCAGACAGAGGACGUGAUAAUUCGACGGUCUGGAAAGACAUCUGAGGGCUUGGAUCGGCGUCGGUGCCAGCGGACAUUGCAGGAGCUUGAUGAAGUGCUGGCCCACCUUGAGACACUGUUCUCUCUUAGCCAAGUUCCUCGUGUGCUUUUCAUGCUGGGUGGGUCUACCAUCCUUCCCACCGAGCUGUAUGAGGUGAACAUGGAAGCGGUGGCCGUAGGGGCCGGGGAAAACAGCUUAAGGACCUCAACCUGUCUGAGACAGCUUUUCCGCACGAUGUUUGUGGCUGACCUGUUGUCGGAUGCCAAGUCUGUGCGCCUCAUGACUACCACGGUCAUGGCUCUGGGUCACCGGGAUUGUGGCGUGACUGGGUUUAAGCCCAAAAUGGAUUUUAAAGUUCCCACAAAAGUGAGAAGGCAAGUCAUCUCUAUAGCCAGUGAUUUGUCUCUCACCGGGGAGUUACAAAAAAGAAAAAGAGAUCUGGAGGACUACAUAUGGUUUCAAGCCCCUGUCACAGUGAAAGGUUUCUGUAAAUGAUAAGAGAAUAAAGAGUAGCAGAUUUCAGGGAAUGUUGAAAUACAAUUCACUCCAUUCUCAGGGAUCACUGCUGUAUGAUUGACCAAAAGUAACUUUGCUAUUGUUGUAUUAUUAUUAUUUUUAUUCAGGAAUUCUGUGUGUAUUUACAUUUUUUAAAACCUCUGAUUAUUUAUGCCAUGUUUACAUUGUCAUCAGCUAAUCCAUGUAUUUUUUCAUUAUUAAUUUUACAGAAUACAGUGAUGUUUUUUUAAAGUUUAAUAAGCUUGGCUGCUACUCACUCCAAGACCAUUUGUACCAAUUUGUAAGUCAGUAUGAAUUAAAACCAACUGUUAUAUGGCAGCUUCUGGAAACUGAUGCAUGUACAUGAUUUUAAUUUACUUAAAAAUAAUGAAUGAUGUGUUUUAGGCUCUUUAAGUCUGUCAGUAUAUAUUUUCAUGAAAAUAAUGUAUUUUAACACUUCCAGUUGGUGCUGUAUCGUUGUACUGUUUGUUUUAAUUUGCAUUUCAUUCAUUUACAAAAGAACAUUCAAUCUUGAGGACAGGGUUCAUUAAAUCUGGUUGAAAUGGUGCAAACUUAUGAUUGUA